Brassica napus (rape) is the source of this 3980-nucleotide messenger RNA. RefSeq names its product structural maintenance of chromosomes protein 2-1. Gene Ontology annotation, cellular component: chromosome. Gene Ontology annotation, molecular function: protein binding; ATP binding; ATP hydrolysis activity. The transcript is spliced from 20 exons. Gene Ontology annotation, biological process: chromosome organization. The record is from RefSeq and is a predicted model, not a curated record. Lineage: Eukaryota; Viridiplantae; Streptophyta; Magnoliopsida; Brassicales; Brassicaceae. Bases 175 to 3702 code for a protein of 1175 amino acids.
CACCUAAAAAAAAAAGUUAGUCUCUCGCAACGAUUCAAUUUACUGUAACCUUGGAUCUCCGACUCCGAUUGAAGCGAGGUUCCAUCUUGCUUGGCUUCCCAAUUUGCUCCAUUUCUCGCUUUUUUUUUUUUAUCGUUUCUCCUACUCGAAUCUGAGCGAAGAAGAGGAAGGAAGAUGCACAUAAAGGAGAUAUGCCUCGAAGGUUUCAAAUCAUACGCGACGAGGACGGUCGUCUCUGGCUUCGAUCCCCACUUCAACGCGAUAACGGGUCUGAACGGGUCGGGGAAAUCGAACAUCCUCGAUUCCAUCUGUUUCGUUCUGGGUAUCACCAAUCUCCAGCAGGUUCGAGCUGCUAAUCUCCAGGAGCUCGUCUACAAGCAAGGCCAAGCUGGGAUUACCAAGGCCACCGUCUCCGUUACCUUUGACAAUUCCGAGAGACACAGAAGCCCUCUCGGCUACGAGGAGCAUCCCGAGAUCACUGUCACUCGACAAAUUGUGGUUGGUGGUCGUAACAAGUAUCUGAUAAAUGGGAAGCUUGCGCAACCAAAUCAAGUCCAGAAUCUAUUCCACUCGGUGCAGCUUAACGUCAACAACCCCCACUUUCUCAUCAUGCAAGGGCGUAUCACCAAAGUCUUGAACAUGAAACCUCCCGAGAUCCUAUCCAUGCUCGAGGAAGCUGCUGGCACAAGAAUGUACGAAAACAAGAAAGAGGCUGCACUGAAGACGCUUGAGAAAAAGCAAACCAAGGUCGAUGAGAUAAACAAGCUUCUGGAUCACGAGAUAUUGCCGGCUUUAGAGAAACUGAGGAAGGAGAAAGCGCAGUACAUGCAGUGGGCUAAUGGCAACGCAGAGCUAGAUCGUCUGAAGAGGUUCUCUAUUGCCUUUGAGUAUGUCCAAGCAGAGAAGAUUAGAGACAACGCUGUUCAUGGGGUGGAAGCAAUGAAGGCGAAGCUCACUAGUAUUGACGAGGAAACUGAAAAGGCACAUGAGGAAAUUAAGGGUAUUGAGAAACAGAUCGAGGAUUUGACUCGGGCAAAGGAAGCCAGCAUGGGAGGGGAAGUAAAAACUCUGUCCGAGAAAGUGGAUUCACUGUCUCAAGAGAUGACACGUGAGUCAUCUAAGCUUAAUAAUAAGGAGGACACCUUUCUGGGAGAAGAAGAGAAUGCUGAAAAGAUUGUUCAUAAUAUCGAAGAGUUGAAAAAAUCCGUCAAAGAGAGAGCCGCUGCUGUUAAGAAGUCUGAGGAUGGAGCGGCUGAUCUAAAACGAAGAUUCCAGGAACUCUCCACAACAUUGGAAGAAUCUGAAAAGGAGCACCAGGGGGUACUAGCUGGUAAGAGUAGCGGAAAUGAAGAGAAAUGCCUAGAAGAUCAACUACGGGAUGCAAAGAUUGCUGUUGGAACAGCAGGAACAGAGUUGAAACAGCUGAAAACCAAAAUAGGACACUGCGAAAAGGAGCUAAAGGAGAGAAAGUCUCAGUUAAUGUCAAAACAGGAUGAAGCCGUUGAAGUUGAGAAUGAACUUGGUUCUAGAAAAGGUGAUGUGGAACGUGUAAAAAAGGCACUUGAAUCUAUUCCUAUUAAAGAGGGUCAAAUGGAAGCAAUGGAGAAGGACCGUGGAUCUGUACUUGAAGUUGUGCAAAGGCUGGAAGAUAAAGUCCGUGGUUUAUCAGCUCAAUUAGCAAAUGUUCAAUUUUCAUACCGCGAUCCUGUGAGAAACUUUGACCGAUCAAAAGUGAAAGGUGUGGUCGCAAAACUAAUAAAAGUAAAAGACAGGAACUCAAUGACAGCGUUGGAGGUUACUGCUGGUGGAAAGUUGUAUAAUGUUGUUGUGGACUCAGAAGAAACUGGGAAACAGCUCCUUCAAAAUGGAGCUCUUAGGAGAAGAGUUACAAUUAUACCUCUGAACAAAAUUCAAUCUUACGUUGUUCAGCCUAGAGUGCAGCAAGCGACUGCUAGAUUGGUUGGGAAGGAUAAUGCAGAACUGGCACUUUCUUUAGUCGGUUAUAGCCAGGACAUAAAGAAUGCCAUGGAGUAUGUUUUUGGCUCCACUUUUGUUUGCAAAACUACUGAUGCGGCAAAGGAAGUUGCUUUCAAUAGGGAUAUUCGGACUCCAAGUGUCACACUUGAAGGUGAUAUUUUCCAGCCCAGUGGUCUUCUUACUGGUGGGAGUCGCAAGGGUGGAGGUGAUCUCCUUAGGCAACUCCAUGACCUGGCAGAAGCUGAAUCAGAAUUACAAGGACACCAGAGAAGGUUGGCUGACAUUGAAGCGCAGAUCAAAGAGCUUCAGCCCCUUCAAAAGAAAUUCACAGAUGUUAAAGCACAGUUGGAGCUAAAAACGUAUGAAUUGUCCUUAUUCCUGAAGAGGGCUGAACAGAAUGAGCAUCACAAGCUGGGCGAAGCAGUACAAAAACUUGAAGUAGAGCUUGAAGAAACGAGAUCCCAAAUUAAAGAGAAGGAACUUGCUUACAAUAAUUGUGUUGAUGCUGUCUCCACAUUAGAGAAAUCCAUCAAAGACCAUGACAAGAACAGAGAGGGAAGACUCAAAGGUUUGGAAAAAAAUAUUAAGACCAUUAAAGCUCAGAUGCAGGCAGCUUCCAAAGAUUUAAAGAGUCAUGAAAAUGAAAAAGAAAAGCUUGUGAUGGAGGAAGAAGCGAUGGUUCAGGAACAAUCGUCCUUGGAAAGCCAGUUAGCUUCAUUGAAAACCCAGAUUACCACUCUGACUACGGAAGUAGACGAGCAGCGGGCCAAGGUUAAUGCCUUACAGAAGAUUCAUGAUGAGUCUCUUGCCGAGCUCAAGUUAAUACAUGCAAAGAUGAAGGAAUGCGAUACACAGAUAAGUGGUUUUGUCACUGAGCAGGAAAAAUGUCUACAGAAGCUUAGUGACAUGAAGCUUGAGAAAAAGAAGCUGGAAAAUGAGGUGGUAAGGAUGGAGACGGAUCAUAAAGACUGCUCAGUGAAAGUCGACAAGCUCGUUGAGAAGAAUACAUGGAUAGCAUCUGAAAAGCAGCUUUUUGGAAAAGGAGGGACAGAUUAUGAUUUUGAAUCUUGUAAUCCGUACGUAGCUAGAGAAAAGCUCGAUAAGCUCCAGUCAGAUCAGUCAAGCUUGGAAAAAAGAGUGAACAAGAAGGUUAUGGCUAUGUUCGAGAAAGCAGAAGAUGAAUACAAUGCGCUGAUAUCAAAGAAAAAUACAAUCGAGAAUGACAAAUCCAAAAUCACGAAAGUGAUUGAGGAGCUCGAUGAGAAGAAAAAAGAGACCCUUAAAGUUACAUGGGUUAAAGUUAACCAGGAUUUCGGAUCAAUCUUUUCAACUCUAUUACCUGGUACCAUGGCAAAGCUAGAACCUCCUGAAGGCGGUACUUUCCUUGAUGGUCUCGAGGUGCGGGUUGCCUUUGGUAAAGUAUGGAAGCAGUCUUUGUCUGAACUCAGCGGAGGGCAAAGAUCCCUUCUUGCGCUAUCAUUAAUCUUGGCAUUGCUUCUCUUCAAACCUGCUCCUCUUUAUAUAUUAGACGAGGUUGAUGCAGCUCUUGAUCUCAGCCACACACAGAACAUAGGAAGAAUGAUAAAAGCUCAUUUCCCUCACUCACAGUUUAUCGUGGUUUCGCUGAAGGAAGGAAUGUUCAACAAUGCCAAUGUUCUUUUCCGGACAAAGUUCGUGGAUGGAGUUUCUACAGUCCAGAGGACAGUAACAAAGCUGACCAAGUGAUCAAUCUCUGCUUAUCCCUCAAUCGAAUCAUUCGCAAAUAUGUAUCCACCACUGCUCGGAACGUUUUCGUUGGUGUAUCCAUUGUCCAUAAUUUAUCUUUAUGUUUAUUCCUGCUCUUUGCUGUGAAGAGAUACUCGGUUUAGAUGUUUGUCUUAUUGAGAUUCAAAGCUGGUUCGGUUUUUUUAUCGGUUCUGUUUGUUUUGUAACAGAUGUUUCUUUGUAGCUGAACGGUAUUGAUGUUAUAUUUACGAGUGAAGAAACAGUAUAAUCAGGUUUUA